Molecule: messenger RNA, 594 nt
Organism: Lasiodiplodia theobromae
Lineage: Eukaryota; Fungi; Ascomycota; Dothideomycetes; Botryosphaeriales; Botryosphaeriaceae
Exons: 4
Coding region: 1-594 (197 amino acids)
Biological process (GO): sphingoid catabolic process
Cellular component (GO): endoplasmic reticulum
Source: RefSeq, a predicted model, not a curated record
AUGGCUCUGAACCUCGAAAAGCAGCUUACCUUCUAUGGGAGCUACCACCACAACCCCGUGAACAUCGGCGUUCACAUUACCUGUGUGCCUUUGAUUAUGAUGACGGCCUUUUUGUUUCUCUCAAACACUCCUGCUGUCGCUCUUCCUGAUGCGCUCUCCAUCCCGAACCUCCCGCUGAACGCCGGCACCGCCUUCGCCGCGCUCUAUUCCCUCCUCUACAUUCUUAUGGAGCCAGUAGCCGGCGGUCUUCUCGCGCCUCUUAUUUUUGCCGGUACUGCCGCUGUCCAGCACCUCCUAGCGACCUACGGCCCAACCGCCAACUACUACGCCAUCGGAGUCCACGUCGUCGCAUGGAUCGCGCAGUUCGUCGGCCACGGAAAGUUCGAGGGUCGCGCCCCUGCGUUGCUCGACAACAUUGUCCAGGCUCUUUUCCUGGCGCCUUUCUUCGUCUGGCUCGAGGUCCUCUUCCACUUCGGCUACCGUCCGGAGCUGAAGAGCCGCAUCGACCAGGCCGUUGAGCAGAACAUCAAGAAGUUCAAGGACGAGAGAUCGAAGAAGGCAGCAAAUGGAAAUGCGAACGGGAAAGCGCACUAG